Messenger RNA from Clupea harengus (Atlantic herring), 2921 nucleotides. It is a transcript of the gene abce1, whose product is annotated as ATP binding cassette subfamily E member 1. Gene Ontology annotation, molecular function: ATP binding; ATP hydrolysis activity. The record is from RefSeq and is a predicted model, not a curated record. NCBI's taxonomy places the organism in Eukaryota, Metazoa, Chordata, Actinopteri, Clupeiformes, Clupeidae.
AGUUUGACGCCGACGUUUACGUACGGGCGCGCCAUAUUUCCUCCCCGGCUUUUUCGCUGUUCAGCGAGAGCACCACGUUGCUCUGUAAUAGUUGAAUUUAUAGCCAAGAUCAUAACAGAUAAGGUCAUCUAGAGGAGCCUGGACGAUUGUUUACCAGGUCCCUAUUCGGGCUAAGGAGUCUGCUCUGCCCUGUCUUGAGAAGAGGCAGGCAGAAUGUCGGAAAAACCGACUCGAAUCGCUAUUGUCAACCAAGACAAGUGCAAACCAAAGAAAUGCCGGCAGGAGUGCAAGAAAAGCUGUCCAGUUGUCCGAAUGGGCAAACUAUGCAUAGAGGUGACCAGUCAGUCCAAAAUUGUCUGGAUUUCUGAAUCUCUCUGCAUUGGAUGUGGUAUUUGCAUCAAGAAAUGUCCUUUCGGGGCCUUGUCAAUUGUUAACCUGCCAAGCAACCUUGAGAAAGAGACCACUCACAGAUACUGUGCCAACUCAUUCAAGUUGCAUCGGUUGCCUAUCCCUAGACCAGGCGAAGUUUUGGGACUGGUGGGCACCAAUGGUAUCGGAAAGUCAACUGCACUUAAGAUCCUUGCUGGGAAACAGAAGCCUAACCUGGGAAGAUUUGAUGCCCCACCAGAUUGGCAAGAGAUCCUGACCUAUUUCAGGGGGUCUGAGCUUCAGAAUUACUUCACCAAGAUCCUGGAGGAUGACCUGAAGGCUAUUGUGAAACCCCAGUAUGUGGACCAGAUUCCUAAGACGGUCAAGGGGAGCGUUGGUUCUAUUCUGAGCAGAAAGGAUGACACUAAAACAGAACAUACGGUCUGUGAUAUGCUCGAUCUGACCCAUCUGAGGGGGAGGAAUGUGGAGGAUCUGUCUGGAGGAGAGCUCCAGCGUUUUGCCUGUGCUGUGGUGUGCAUCCAGAGAGCAGACAUUUUUAUGUUUGACGAGCCCUCCAGUUACCUGGAUGUGAAGCAGCGUUUAAAAGCUGCCAUCACCAUUCGUUCCCUCAUCACUCCAGACAGGUACAUCAUUGUAGUGGAACAUGAUCUGAGUGUGCUGGACUACCUGUCAGACUUCAUCUGCUGCCUGUAUGGCGUGCCCAGUUGCUAUGGGGUUGUCACCAUGCCUUUCAGUGUCAGGGAAGGAAUCAAUAUCUUCCUGGAUGGGUAUGUUCCCACUGAGAAUCUUCGCUUCCGUGAGACAUCACUGGUGUUCAAAGUUGCGGAAACGGCCAAUGAGGAGGAGAUAAAGAAGAUGUGCCGCUACCAGUACCCUAAAAUGAGAAAGGCCAUGGGCGACUUUGAACUGGCCAUCGUGGCGGGGGAGUUCACUGACUCUGAGAUUAUGGUCAUGCUGGGAGAGAACGGAACUGGCAAGACUACAUUCAUCAGAAUGCUGGCUGGCCGACUAAAACCAGAUGAAGGAGGUGAUGUACCCCUCUUGAACGUCAGCUACAAACCCCAGAAGAUCAGCCCAAAAUUCAAAGGAAGUGUGCGUGCACUGAUGCAUGAUAAGAUCAGGGACGCUUACAUGCAUCCACAAUUUGUCACUGAUGUCAUGAAGCCCAUGCAGAUUGAGAGUAUCAUCGACCAGGAUGUCCAGAACCUGUCAGGAGGAGAGCUGCAGAGAGUAGCCCUGGCUCUGUGUCUGGGCAAACCUGCUGACGUCUAUCUGAUCGACGAGCCGUCUGCCUACCUGGACUCUGAGCAGCGUCUAAUGGCUGCUAGGGUCGUCAAAAGAUUCAUUCUCCAUGCCAAGAAAACCGCGUUUGUUGUGGAGCACGACUUCAUCAUGGCCACCUAUCUUGCCGACCGAGUAAUUGUGUUUGAUGGAAUCCCAUCAAGAAGCACAGUUGCAAACACGCCGCAGACUCUGCUCGCUGGAAUGAACAAGUUCCUCUCCUUGCUGGAGAUUACCUUCAGGAGAGACCCCAACAACUUUCGACCAAGGAUCAACAAACAAAAUUCCAUUAAGGAUGUGGAGCAGAAAAAGUCUGGGAACUACUUCUUCCUGGAUGACUAGCCGCACCACCUCUGAUCGCUUUGACCUGCCGUGCUAUCCAUCCCACUACAGCCGUCUAGCAUACCAUAUACAGCUUGGAGAAGAGAGGGAGCCUUAGCCUGCUGCCCGACAGAGGGCCUGAGUAGGGGGGCAAGGGCCAGGGACCUGCUGCUGCUUCUGCUUCUGCUUCCAGCCAUCACUUGUUCGUGCUCAGCUGGGCCUCUGCCAUCCCUUCAGGAGCACCAGCAACAACAAAUGUGUCAUUUUAUCUUUCUGAUUUAUCAUAUUCAUUCUUUUUUUUUUUUUUUUAAAGAAAGAAUAUUCCUCUUCUCAAUAAAUGCUAGCCCCCCCUACCUCCUCUGCAUGGCUGUCCUGAGUGUAUGUGAAUACGUAGAAGUUUGUCCACCAGAGAGCUGUUUGUAAAACGGACCACUCCGCUCCUGGCUGCUGCUGUAAGAUCAGGUCAUGACUCCUCUAUUCCCACCUUUGAAACUGACCCUAGACCAGUGGUCAGGGGCAUGAUGUGUCAACUUCUAACCUCCACUGGUGACCAAGUAAUGAUAUAACUGAUUACUCACCAUCCAUGCUCAGACAUCCCGCCUCUUUACAUUGAUUGCAACCUUUCCAAAUUCCAUGAUACAAAAAUGGUCCUGAAUUAUCACAGAUUAAUAUUAUGAAUUAUAAUUUUUAUUACAGUUAAUUCUAAGUCACAUUUCCUUUUUGUUGUCACACAAAUUUGAGAUGUGCUGGAAUUGGGAAAGGUUCCAUUUUUUCAGUCACCAUUAGCUUAGUGUGUAUGAGUGUGUAUGUGAGUAUAUAAACUUUGGUGGUAAUUGUUGAAGGCCAUCUCAUUUCUUGAAGCCUGAAGUGGAUAUUGUACCCAAAUGAAUGAAAUAAAAUCCAUUUACGUAGAUUCUUCUGAAAACUAA